GAGAAAUCAAACUUUUAAUAACAAAACUUCAUCAAAUUGCCCAUUCAAGAUUCUUUGAUUUCUGUUUUCUUUCUAAUUUCUCUGAGUUUUCAAAGAACCCAAACUGUGAAUUUGUUGUGUGAAAGAGAUCGAUGAUAUUACUGCAAUCUCCCUCUAGAUAUCUCCUUCAGAUCUUGUACAAUCGCGUCCAGAAUCUUGAGAAAGGAGUUGAACUGGACUGCCAAUGGGUUGAAUUUGAUGAUAUCCGUUACCAUAUUCAGGGUUCAGUGAAAAAUCCAAAUGUCCUGCUUCUUUCUGUAUCAUUGCCCAUACCACCUCCAGAAACUGUCCUCUUUGGUGGACUUCCACUUGGAGCGCUAGAAGCCAUAAAAGCAGCAUAUGGUGUAGUUGCACAAAUUCUUGAUCCUCCAAGAGAUGGGUUUAAUCUCACACUUAAACUAAACUUGUCAAAACUUCCCCCAGAUGAAGAGCAAAAACAUGCACUCCUGACAAAGAUUGCAUCGGUGAGGGAGGUAGUAAUGGGAGCCCCACUGAGGGCAGUUUUGAAACAACUUGUUACAAGGACAGUUCCUUCUGAUCUAGGCAAGCCCGUUGCCCUGGUUCAUCGUCCCAACGAGUCUUUUUUCCUUGUACCUCAGGCAGACAAGGUGACUGUCAUAUUUCCUAUGAGAUUUAAUGAUUCCAUAGAUACUGUUCUAGCAACAUCUUUCUUACAGGAAUUUGUUGAGGCAAGGCGAACUGCUGGACUUAACAAUGCCCCUCCUUGUUUAUGGUCUCCAUCUCCUCCUCAAGAACUGACGGAAGCUUUUACAGAAUCAUUAUCUGCUAAUGCCGGAUUUGUUAGUUUUGUAAUUUUUUCUCGCCACGUGGAAGGCAGAAAGCUGGACAGAACUGUCUGGAACCUAUCAACCUUUCAUGCUUAUGUAAAUUAUCAUGUUAAGUGUUCUGAAUGUUUCAUGCAUACUCGAAUGAGGCGUCAGGUGGAGUCAUUGAUACAGGCACUUGACCGUGCCAAACCAGAUCCCGAGAAGGCCAAGAAAAAUUCACCUAACCGAUCAUUUAAACGAAUGAGCCUCAAGGAUGGCAAUAACAGUUUGGGUUCGCGAAGUUGGAAGUAGAAAAUUGGGGAAUUGAAGGUUACUUGGCCUGAAAUUAUAGUAAACACCGCCUCUUCUCUAAUAAACUCCAUUUUACUUAUUGUGUUCAUGUUUAUAGUUGUCGUUGUAAAUCUUAUUGAAUUGUCUUCGGCGUUAGAUUUAAACUUAGCCAUCUUGCUGAAGCUUCAAGUUUUGGUUAGCAGAUUGCAUUUGUUUAGGUUCAUGCAAAUUAGUGUAAGAUUUGCUUUGUAACAACUUGCAAUAUUCCCAUUUUAUAAAGUUGCAUUUUUGCUUAUGCUCUAAAA
Messenger RNA from Solanum verrucosum, 1402 nucleotides. Its product is annotated as actin-related protein 2/3 complex subunit 2A. Gene Ontology annotation, cellular component: actin cytoskeleton; Arp2/3 protein complex. The transcript is spliced from 10 exons. NCBI's taxonomy places the organism in Eukaryota, Viridiplantae, Streptophyta, Magnoliopsida, Solanales, Solanaceae. Gene Ontology annotation, biological process: Arp2/3 complex-mediated actin nucleation; actin filament polymerization. Gene Ontology annotation, molecular function: structural constituent of cytoskeleton; actin filament binding. The record is from RefSeq and is a predicted model, not a curated record. Bases 132 to 1118 code for a protein of 328 amino acids.